AUGCGUUCGGAUCGGAGAAGUUCUGGGUCCCUUUAUCCUGCGGAUACUUCUCUGCUUCUGCGGGUGGAAGUUCCUGCUUCAGGCUUUAACGUUUUCUUGAGCUUCGCUGUAAAACCUGGCUUACCCCUGGAGCAAGUGCAGCAGGGGGUCACUGAAGUGAUAGAUGAGUUGGGCUAUCGACUUGGAAGCUUCUUGAACGAGAAAGAUCUGCAGAGCAAUGCGGACAAGUACGAGGUGGCCAAAUUAGAAUGUGAACAGCAGCUUCAGGACUGGCAGUCGAGAUUAUCGGAAGCCACCCUGGCUGUUCUGCGGGCAGACAGAUCCAGGAGUGAGCUCUCAAAGUUGCGAGAAUCUUACUGGCGGGAAGUUCAAAAUUUGCGGCAGCAACUCUAUCGAAAGGAAAGGGCCGAGGAGUCUGGAAAAGACUUCGUCCCAGCUUCUGUCGAUCUCUUCAGCAAAGAGGCCGGAAGUGGGUUCAACGACCUGAUCCUGGAACAGAUGAAUCGCAUGGAGGAUGAACAUCAAGCGGAAAUCGCCAGUUGGAAACAGAAGAACGCCGAGCUUCUGACGAAGAUGAAAUCCAAAGUGCUGGGGAUCGAGUUGGCCACUUGCGACGUGGAUGUGCAGACAGAGAUCGAUGCCAAAGAGGUGAGCUGUGGGACUGAAGUGGUGUCUGUGACGACGAGCCAAAGCUGUGGCUUUGAGGGGGUGAGUUUCAACAAUUUCGUCGAUGUGAUGACUUUCCCCAUCCGAGAUGGGGAGUCUCGUGAUGAGGACUUGUCGCGACAUGUGGGGGCCACGGUGGCCACGGUGUCCGUGGACUCCGAAAUGCAAACUGACUCCGUGUGGCAAGACCUGGAGCUGGAGGACACCCCCAAAGGUCAGACGGGUGAGAUGAAAGUCAGGACCUCCACGGAAAUGACGGACUCAUAUCAGGUGGAAAGUGAUGAAAGUGAUGAGAGUUUGUCCAGUGACGAAGAAAGUUUGGAACGGAAGGAUAACGUCCCGAAUUUCCAGGAGAUCCUUUCGGAGCAAGAUCCGAUUGUCAUGGACGAUGAAACGCGAAGCGAUGUGGAAGGUGUGCCCGUUGAGACCGAGCCAGUGGCGCCCACCUUGCUGGGAGUUUCAUCGCGGACACCAACGUCGCCGCCAGCGAGGUCUUCGGUGACAUCCCCAGAUGAGAAAGACACAAAAGACACGAAAGACACGAAAGACUUUGCAUUGUGUUUGGAAGCUGCUGCUGUGCAAGAGCUGCAGCAGGAGCUUGCCAGUCUCAAGCGUGUCCACUACUUGGGCAUUGCAGAGUGCAAACGGCUCGAGCUGCAUUUCGUCAAAUCUUGGCGGUCCAGCCGGUCAUGCUUUGCAGAUGCCGAAAGAGAUAAGAUGUACAUCAGUACGGAGAGAUUUCGUGUUGGUACCUCCAAUAGCUGGCCAGAGACUGCCUUUCAGAUCCCCCCGCGGCCACCACCGGGGCUCGAGAAAUUUGGGCCAAAGGAAGUAGGCCUCGUACGACGCGAGGCGAAAAUGGAAUCGGACCUUCUCCCCUUCUCCGAUGCCAGCACCACGGAUGCCGAUUCCAUGUCCCGGUGUUCCCGGUGUGUCCAGCUGGAUGAAGCCUCAUCUUCGCCACAAGUCGCGGGCAGUCCAUCCAGGGCUCAAUCCAACGGAGCACCGUGUGCUAUUCAACUGCAACGGAUGUUGCAGGACUCCACACCUGAUUAUCCAUCGAAAGGUUCGGCUGCGCAUCACUUGGGUCUUUGCAAACCCUGCGACUUCAAGUGUCGCUCCUCCUGCCGCUUUGGAUAUGAGUGCAUGUUUUGUCACAUCUGCGGUCCGGCCGAAAGCCGUCAGUGGAAACGUGGCAGGAAGAGUUUUUGGCGCCAGGCUCGUGCAUCGUUGCGCCACACGUUGCCUUCGACCGGGACCCAAGGCGCCAUAGGCUCCAUCGGCUCCAUCUCUGUCACCCUUCCCACAGCCGCGGUCUUGGAAGCAGCUGCGGUUUUCGGAAAAAACACGUUCCGCUUCCAGCCAGAUCCGAACCCAGCCAGAGCCGACUUGGAGACCCCGAAGUUCCGUUGGAGUCGUGGAUUUUUGCAGCAGCUCGAUGGAGAAAAGACACUCUACGAGAUUGCGCAGUUUGCUGGACUCUCUUUAAACGAAUUCGACCAGUGGAGCUGGAAUUUUAUGAAUUUUUGGGAGGCCGUGAAGUUGCCCGAGUUGUGCGUUCCGUUCAGCGUUCCCGUGACGGCCCUUGCCGUCCACAUCACGGAGGUCUUGCCGGAGAGAGCGCGGAUGCUGGCCGUGGAUGCGAAAUUGCCCGUGCAAUGCGUGGUGCACACCAUUCUUGGUGAACAACAUUUCCUGCAGCGGACGCCAGGUCAGCCAAUGCCCGCCGUAGACUCCGGUCACGGCGAUAUGCUGCGUCGGGAGGGCCGAGGAGAACGUCUCUUAGAGGAUGAAGCCCGGCUGUGUACCGGAAGUGUGGCAGCUGUGUUUCCCACGGAUGUCCUUGCGGAGGUCUGUGAAAUUGAUGCAGUGAACCUCCGUCCAGAUGGGCCUGAAGCCUUGCCAGUUGACGAUGAGGAGAAGUCCACCAACCUUCGAAGGUCUUGGACUUCCCCCGAUGACGGAUGGGGAACCCAUCUCAUUCCGUCCGAUUUAGAGAAGAUGCCCAUGGGCAUGCCAGUGACGGUGGGCGAAUUGGCUGACUUCCUGUGCCACGCUUGCAUGCCCCAGGCGUCUGAUCACAUCUUCGACUGGUCGCUUGAGCAGUGGAGAGCACACCGCAUGAAGGCCACACAGGCCCCAGAGACAGAGGUUCAGGAGAAGAAUUCUCAUUUGGACCUGGUGGAAGGGCCCUCCGGCCCCUUGCUGCUUCAUCGAGUACCCAGCGCCCCUCCCAGGCCAAUUCUGUGUGCAGAUGAUCCGGAGGCCACCCUCCUCAAGGCCGUCCAGUUGCUGUUGGCCUACCCCAAAUGCAAUGCGCUGCCUGUGGUGAGCCCUGUUCGUUUGACGGUCAUGGCCUAUCUCACUCUCUCUGCCUGUCUGGCCUUCAUCCUAAAUCGUUUGAGAGGCGAGCAGUUGUUGCCACUUGCACAGAUCAAAGUGGGCGAAGAGGUGCAGGUGGGAACUUGUGCAGACCAGCAGCAGAAGUUCGAAUUUGCCAAAUAUGCGGAGCUGGCGGCGGCACAAGCAGAGGGAAACAGCCCUCCUUGGGUCUUGAGCGAAAGCCAACCGUUGCGAGAGCUGCUGCACUUUUUCGCCAAGACGCAUCACAGCACCAUCCCAGUAGUGGAGGAUUCUAAGGGCAGCUUGGUCUACAAUCUGAGCAGAAGGGACUUGCUGUCCUACCUUGAUUUGGCCAUGCAGUCAGCCAGGUGUCAUUCGCAAGAUCAUGAGGAACGCAUUGUCUUCGAUCCUUCGGCACCUAUUGAGGUUGUUGUGAAGGCGCUGAACAGAUACAAAGUGGAUGACAGUCGAUUAAGAGCGGUUGAGGUGGCCACAUCGAUGCUCCAGGAACAGUCCCUUCUGGAUGGUCUUCUGGCUGAAGCACCACGAGACCCAAAGGGCCAGACGGACAUGCCUGGGGCCACCAUAUCGUAUGACAAGGACAUGAGUAUGAAAGACUUGAUCCUCUGCCUUUUAGAAGCGGACAAUCGGAAAGUCUUUCUGGUUCAGGACUGUGGCGACAAGAUGCCCAAACUCCGGCAAAUCAUUUCCGCGGGUGAUAUCUGGCGUAUGCUCAUCGGCCCAGAGAAAGACGAAUCGGCGAAGGCCAACGACUCCAUCUCGGUGUAG
Molecule: messenger RNA, 3798 nt
Organism: Cladocopium goreaui
Lineage: Eukaryota; Dinophyceae; Suessiales; Symbiodiniaceae
Source: the annotation of a GenBank genome assembly